AUGAAUAAAAUAAAAUAUUUAAUUGUUUUUUUAUCUUUUUUUAUAAUUUUUGUUAAUUCUCAAUCAUCAUCAUUAGUAUUAAUUGAAUAUUAUCAAUAUAGAGAAGUAUGUUCAAUUAAAGAUUUAGGGUAUACAGAACCAUCAACACUUUGUCACAAUAAUACAUUACUUUCAAAAUCAAUAGUAAAGCAAUCAGAAUGUAUAGUUUUUCAAAUGGAACCUGCAAUUUUUACAUAUGAUCCCAAUAAUAAUCAAAUUGUGCAAAAGAUUUAUUCAGAUAUAGUUUGUAAAGACUAUGUAGAUUCGAAAAUCCAUAUAAUAGGAUCUUGUAAUUCAACAUGUAUGGUGGGCGAUGGUCUUAUUUAUAAAAUGUCUUUGGUGGAUCAAGUGGAGAUUCCUAGUUCAACAUUAGUAUCAGUAAUCUAUGGUGACAAAUGUAAUAAAAUAUUUAAAAACUCAUUUCUAGAAAUUGAUUAUCAAUAUUUAAAUAAUUGUCAAGUAGAUUACGAGGUAGAACCAAUCUACUCAGUUAAAACCUAUUGUAACGAAACUUUCAUAACAAGUUAUAUUUAUAAUGGUUCACUUUGUUCCGGACAAACAACAAAUAUAGAAUAUUACCCAAUAGUCAAUAUAUGCUCAACGCCAGAUAGUCCACUAAAUUUUAUGCAAUUUUGUAAUAAUUAA
Molecule: messenger RNA, 684 nt
Organism: Dictyostelium purpureum
Lineage: Eukaryota; Evosea; Eumycetozoa; Dictyosteliales; Dictyosteliaceae
Exons: 2
Coding region: 1-684 (227 amino acids)
Source: RefSeq, a predicted model, not a curated record